Messenger RNA from Eucalyptus grandis, 1863 nucleotides. RefSeq lists its product as hypothetical. Lineage: Eukaryota; Viridiplantae; Streptophyta; Magnoliopsida; Myrtales; Myrtaceae. The record is from RefSeq and is a predicted model, not a curated record. The transcript is spliced from 6 exons. Gene Ontology annotation, biological process: signal transduction. The coding region runs from base 288 to 1508 and encodes 406 amino acids.
CGAAGACCUUUUGUAUUUCCGAAAAAAAGCAAAUACGAAGAAGACGACCCAGCAGACUGUUGUCCACUGACUCUGGUGGGAGUAUAUAAUAGUGGAAGCGUUAAAUGAAGAAGAUGCGCGAGGUUGACUAAGCCCAGAGAGAGCUCUCAGAGAGAUCCGAGAGAGUUGCUGUGUCUUGCCUUUCGCGGUCUCAGCUUCAUAAAGCUUUCAGGAAAAGUCAUCAAGUCCUCUUGAUUUUCUUGAUUUAUGCAAUUAAGGCAUACUGAGAUCCGGAAAGAGAGAAGAAAAUGAAUAAGAGACGAGUAUUGUAUGGCUUAGCAACUGUUCCACCAUUAGUUCUUCUGUCCGUGUGUGCCUACAAAGCCCUGCAGAGGAAAAGACACUCGCUCCCUUGGAACUAUGAUGUGUACUUGAGUUUCAGAGGCCCAGACACUCGCAGCUGCUUCGUCGAUUUCCUCUAUACCAGCUUGGUAGCUGCUGGGGUUCAUGUGUUCAGGGACAACGACGCGCUCCCGGUCGGCGAAGAGAUAGGCCCUGAGCUGGUCCGGGCCAUCAGAAGUUGUAGGAUCGUGAUCCCCAUCAUUUCUGAACAGUAUGCACAAAGCAAAUGGUGCCUUCGUGAGCUCGUCGAGAUUAUGGAUUGCCACAAAGAGCAUGGCAUAUCAGUCUUCCCUGUAUUCUAUAAGGUGGAACUCUAUGAUAUAAGAAGUGGAUCAGGUAAUUUUGAAGAGGCUCUAUCGAAACACAUGAGGGUCUGGCCAGAUGAAGUGGCAGGAUGGCGGAAAGCACUGACUAUGGUAACGGGGCUUAAAGGAUGGAUAUCACAGAUCACUGCUAAUGGGAAUGAAGCAGAGCUGGUGAAAAUUGUGGUCGGAAGGGUUUUGAGUGAAUUGAAGACAACGGGGAUCGAAAGGCUCCCCCUGUUUCCUAUAUUGAUGUCCAAUCACCACAUAAGAUCAUGGUAUCAUCACCAUUUGGAGAAAAGGAGACUGCAUAGCCAAGUGUUCUUGGCCUUUCGUCGCUGUGAUACUCGAGAUAGCUUUGCUGCAUACCUACACAUCAAACUUGUGGCUGCAAAAAUCAGAGUGUUUUAUGACGAUGAUACGACCCUCCUGGGUAAAUUCAUUCUAGAGGAGCUUAUGAAUACCAUCGAACACAGCAAGAUAUCCAUUCCAAUUAUCUCUCAAAAUUUUACCUCCUCUCGCUGGUGCCUCCGUGAGCUAGAAUGCAUGGUUAAAUGCAAUAAAACAAAGGGGCAAAAGAUACUGCCCAUCUUCUACAAAGUGAACCCAUGGGACAUGAAACAUAUAUCUCCUUGUUUUGAAGUGGACUUUCGUAAACAUAAGGAGAAUUACCCCAAUGAGUGUGAGGGUUGGAAGCGUGCCUUCAAGGAGGUUGCAUCCUUUAAAGGAUGGGAAUCGGAGAAAAUCGCCAAUGGGCAUGAAUCAGAACUUGUGAAACUAGUUGUCGGGGAGGUUUCAAGGUUGUUGAAGAAUUCCCAAACAUAAGAUGGUCAUCGCCAUCCACUGAAUAUUGACUCAUUCCUAGUCUCGAAGUUGUAGGCCCUAGAGGACCAGCAGAUGGGCAUGGAGUGAUGAAGAUCAUCCCCAUUGUUUCAGGCUUCAGUUUUCUGUACUCUGCUGGAUCCACCAAAGGCUAACUUGUUUUGUUUGUUUAUUUUUGUUCUUAGUUUAAAAGAGCGUUGCUUGGCAACAGUCGAGUUGCAGCUUUAUUUUUGGUACUUUGGAUGUAAGAUAUUUGCCAUCAUAGCUAUGAAUAUUAUUCCCUGGAUUUGUUGCUGAACAAUAAUUCUCUUGUGACCCCAUGCAAGGAAUUUAAUGAACAAUUUGAGCUUUGAGGAUA